CUGUUUUUGAACUGUAACCCGGAAAUAAUACUGGACGAACAGGGACGCGGAUUCCAAGAGCUGCUGUUUUUCUUCGAUCAUACACACCGCUAAGUACUCGAAUACAUCAGAAAAUGGGGAGAUAGUAUAUUUUAUAGUUAGUCAAGUUUUUCAGCGUAGUAGCUACCUUUAUUAAGAUUGCGUUGAACAGACACGACACCAGCAUUUGCCACCAGCAUGGCAAACAAUACCAACGCACCUGGGAAGGUCCUGGGCACACCUGGACCCGCUGGAAGACUUAGUCCUGAGGGAAGCCAGGUCCUGAGUAAGAAGAAACUCCAGGAUCUGGUCCGGGAAAUUGACCCAAAUGAGCAGCUUGAUGAGGAUGUGGAGGAGAUGCUGCUUCAGAUCGCUGACGACUUCAUUGAGAGCGUGGUGACCGCUGCCUGUCAGUUGGCUCGCCACAGGAAGUCCAGCACCCUGGAAGUGAAGGACGUCCAGCUACACCUUGAGCGCCAGUGGAACAUGUGGAUCCCAGGCUUUGGCUCCGAUGAGAUCCGCCCGUAUAAGAAGGCUUGCACCACAGAAGCCCACAAACAGAGAAUGGCACUGAUCCGCAAAACGACCAAAAAGUAGCAAGACCCAGGGCCCAUAUGACAAAAUCUUUUUUUCAAACGUUUCUGCUUUCUCUUGGGGUAUCUUAGGGUUGGGAUUGACAAAACAAUUGGUUUAAGGGUGUCUGUGGGGGGGCGGUGUUGGGAGGUCGGGGGGGGGGGGGGGGGGGGGUCAGGGUGUGUGUGCAGCAUCUCCUGCAGCAGAUGCUUACUCAAUAGGUAUUUCUGGAAACAUAAAAGUUGUGAUAUGUCUACCAGUGAUUUAUCAUUGUCAUCAUCUUUUCCGACGUUUUUUGUGUGGUGUUUGUGAUCGCCUUCGCUGCUGCGUAAGCGAUUCCAAGCGAGCAGGUCGCCUCUCGUCCUCUGCUUGCCGGAAAAACACACGGUGUGCUCACAUUUAUAGGGCAUUCAGCAGAAAAACGUUCGUUUCGUUAGCCGUAUCUUUCAAAAUGGUCUCAGAUCAUCCAUCGCCAUGCAGUUUGUUUGCCGUCAUAUCAUCCAUUCCAGCUGACACAGAAAAAUAGUCGCCAUUAGAAUAACAAUAAUAAAGGCGCGCGAAUGUGAGCACACCUUCAGUAUAUGUUGAAAUGUCCCCAGCAGUAAUCACUGGCCAUAACAUGCUAGAGGAGUGCAGAUACUCCCAUGAACAUAAAGCUAAUUAACAGCUUAUCUACUUAACUAUCCACACAACUAAACUGCCCUCAUCGUUGAAAAUCAGGUCUCCGUGAUACACACAAGCGCAUAGAUAGGAAUCUGCACCCUGUACGGAUAUAUGUUUAUGCCACCAUGCAUGCAUAUAUACUCCGCCACAAGCAAAUAAAUGCAGUCUAUGUGAAACCUAA
Molecule: messenger RNA, 1435 nt
Organism: Alosa sapidissima (American shad)
Lineage: Eukaryota; Metazoa; Chordata; Actinopteri; Clupeiformes; Clupeidae
Gene: taf12
Product: TAF12 RNA polymerase II, TATA box binding protein (TBP)-associated factor
Exons: 6
Coding region: 217-615 (132 amino acids)
Biological process (GO): RNA polymerase II preinitiation complex assembly; DNA-templated transcription initiation
Cellular component (GO): SLIK (SAGA-like) complex; transcription factor TFIID complex; SAGA complex
Molecular function (GO): TBP-class protein binding; DNA binding; protein heterodimerization activity
Source: RefSeq, a predicted model, not a curated record